This is a messenger RNA of Pongo pygmaeus (Bornean orangutan), 4995 nucleotides long. RefSeq names its product zinc finger protein 335 (gene ZNF335). The record is from RefSeq and is a predicted model, not a curated record. Lineage: Eukaryota; Metazoa; Chordata; Mammalia; Primates; Hominidae. Gene Ontology annotation, biological process: brain development; positive regulation of neurogenesis; positive regulation of transcription by RNA polymerase II. Bases 658 to 4698 code for a protein of 1346 amino acids. Gene Ontology annotation, molecular function: RNA polymerase II cis-regulatory region sequence-specific DNA binding. Gene Ontology annotation, cellular component: nucleus. The transcript has 27 exons.
GGGGAUACCCGGAGGCAAGGUCCCAGGCCGGCGGGGCUGUCCGAACAGGGCCCCGGGGUCCCAGGCCCUUUAGUCGCUCUCGCACUUGCCUGAGCGGAAACCCGGCGCCACCACAAGAUGGCGUCGGGCCUGGAGCACAGGCAGCGCCGGGGACAGCCCCAAGUCGCCAGGCCCCGAGACCGUCGCUGUCAGCCCCCUCCGCAGGGGAACCUGGCGGGGGGGGGGAGCGAACCACUGACCCAGGGGGCCAGAGGGCUGUACCACCGACCCUGCAACCCGGGGGGACGCGGGGGCCGAAGGGCUGAACCACUGAGCCCGGAUGGGGCUCACAGAGCGGAACGCUCCACGAGAAUCGUGGGGGCGAGGGAAAGGGUCAAGAUUACCAGCCAUUGACCACCCUCCCGGGAAGGGCCUUAGCCUGGGAAGCACAGCUUCUCCGUCAAGUUUUCCCCGAGCUCCCCUCGCAAUACACCAGGAAGCUCCGCCCCGUCGGAGACUCAGUCUUCGCAUCUGCAAAAUGGGCGCAGGGGUGCAAAUGAGUGGGCCGUGGUUGCUGGGGCUGGGGAGAUGGCCCACUUGUUCCAGCCACGGUCACCUCUCUUCGCAGAGUGAAGUCCCCAGACCCUACGCCCCGCUGUCAGGCAGCCCGCCGAUCCGAUGGAGGAGAACGAAGUGGAGAGCAGCAGCGACGCGGCUCCUGGGCCUGGCCGGCCCGAGGAGCCCUCUGAGAGCGGCCUGGGUGUGGGCACCUCAGAAGCCGUGUCCGCCGACAGCAGCGACGCCGCGGCCGCCCCGGGGCGGGCAGAGGCCGAUGACUCUGGCGUGGGGCAAAGCUCGGACCGCGGCAGCCGCUCUCAGGAGGAGGUAUCCGAGAGCAGCUCGAGCGCAGACCCCCUGCCUAAUGGCUACCUCCCUGAUUCAUCGUCUGUGUCCCAUGGGCCAGUGGCAGGGGUGACAGGUGGUCCCCCAGCACUUGUGCACUCUAGUGCACUCCCAGACCCCAACAUGCUGGUGUCCGACUGCACAGCUUCCUCCUCGGACCUGGGCUCGGCCAUCGACAAGAUCAUCGAGUCCACCAUCGGGCCCGACCUCAUCCAGAGCUGCAUCACUGUGACCAGUGCCGAGGAUGGCGGGGCCGAGACCACACGGUACCUGAUCCUGCAGGGCCCAGAUGAUGGAGCCCCGAUGACAUCACCAAUGUCCAGUUCCACCUUGGCCCACAGCCUAGCAGCCAUUGAGGCCCUGGCAGAUGGCCCCACAUCCACAUCCACAUGCCUGGAGCCACCUGAGGAGGAGGCACAGGGUCGGCCCAGCUCCCCAGUGCAGCUGCCCCCAGCCUCUGGUGCCGAAGAACCAGACCUGCAGAGCCUGGAGGCCAUGAUGGAGGUGGUGGUGGUGCAGCAGUUCAAGUGCAAGAUGUGCCAGUACCGGAGCAGCACCAAGGCCACACUGCUGCGCCACAUGCGGGAGCGCCACUUCCGUCCAGUAGCAGCAGCCGCAGCAGCAGCUGGUAAAAAAGGACGUCUACGGAAGUGGAGCACCUCCACCAAGACCCAAGAGGAAGAAGGACAAGAGGAGGAGGACGAUGACGACAUUGUAGACGCUGGAGCCAUUGAUGACCUGGAGGAGGAUAGUGACUAUAAUCCAGCUGAGGAUGAGCCCCGAGGCCGGCAGCUUCGGCUCCAGCGCCCCACCCCCAGUACCCCAAGGCCCCGAAGGAGACCUGGCCGGCCCCGGAAACUGCCCCGCCUGGAGAUCUCAGACCUCCCAGAUGGUGUGGAAGGAGAGCCUCUAGUGAGUUCCCAGAGUGGACAGAGCCCUCCAGAGCCACAGGAUCCCGAGGCUCCCAGCUCCUCAGGCCCAGGACACCUGGUGGCCAUGGGCAAGGCGAGCAGGACGCCUGUGGAAGCUGGUGUGAGCCAGUCAGAUGCAGAGAACGCAGCCCCCUCCUGCCUGGAUGAGCAUGACACUCCGCCCCGGCGCCGAGGUCGACCUUCCAGGCGCUUCCUAGGCAAGAAAUACCGCAAGUACUAUUACAAGUCGCCCAAACCGCUUUUGAGGCCCUUCCUGUGCCGCAUCUGUGGUUCUCGCUUUCUGUCCCACGAGGACCUGCGCUUCCACGUCAACUCCCAUGAGGCUGGCGAUCCCCAGCUCUUCAAGUGCCUGCAGUGCAGCUAUCGUUCCCGCCGCUGGUCCUCGCUCAAGGAGCACAUGUUCAACCACGUGGGCAGCAAACCCUACAAGUGUGACGAGUGCAGCUACACCAGUGUCUACCGGAAGGACGUCAUUCGGCACGCCGCUGUGCACAGCCGGGACCGGAAGAAGAGGCCAGAUCCGACUCCAAAGCUGAGCUCUUUCCCCUGCCCUGUGUGUGGCCGUGUGUACCCCAUGCAGAAAAGACUCACGCAGCACAUGAAGACGCACAGCACUGAGAAGCCCCACAUGUGUGACAAGUGUGGAAAGUCCUUUAAGAAGCGCUACACCUUCAAAAUGCACCUGCUCACGCACAUCCAGGCUGUUGCCAACCGCAGGUUCAAGUGUGAGUUCUGUGAGUUCGUUUGUGAAGACAAGAAGGCACUGCUGAACCACCAGUUGUCCCACGUCAGUGACAAGCCCUUCAAAUGCAGCUUUUGUCCCUAUCGCACCUUCCGAGAGGACUUCCUGCUGUCCCAUGUGGCUGUCAAGCAUACAGGGGCCAAGCCCUUCGCCUGUGAGUACUGCCACUUCAGCACACGGCACAAGAAGAACCUACGCCUGCACGUACGGUGCCGACACGCAAGCAGCUUCGAGGAAUGGGGGAGGCGCCACCCUGAGGAGCCCCCCUCCCGCCGUCGCCCCUUCUUCUCUCUGCAGCAGAUUGAGGAGCUGAAGCAGCAGCACAGUGCGGCCCCUGGACCACCUCCCAGCUCCCCAGGACCUCCUGAGAUACCCCCAGAGGCGACACCUUUCCAGUCAUCUGAGGCUCCUUCACUGCUCUGUCCUGACACCCUGGGUGGCGCCACCAUCAUCUACCAGCAAGGAGCUGAGGAGUCGACAGCAAUGGCCACGCAGACAGCCUUGGAUCUUCUGCUGAACAUGAGUGCUCAGCGGGAACUGGGGGGCACAGCCCUGCAGGUGGCUGUGGUGAAGUCGGAGGACGUGGAAGCAGGGUUAGCAUCCCCUGGUGGGCAGCCCUCCCCUGAAGGUGCCACUCCACAGGUGGUCACCCUCCACGUGGCAGAGCCGGGGGGCGGUGCAGCAGCCGAGAGCCAGCUAGGCCCUCCUGACCUACCGCAGAUCACCCUGGCACCUGGUCCAUUUGGUGGGACUGGCUACAGUGUCAUCACAGCACCCCCUAUGGAGGAGGGUACAUCAGCUCCUGGCACACCUUACAGCGAGGAGCCCCCAGGAGAGGCAGCCCAGGCUGUGGUUGUGAGUGACACCCUAAAAGAAGCUGGCACCCACUACAUUAUGGCUACUGAUGGUACCCAGUUGCACCACAUUGAGCUCACCGCAGAUGGCUCCAUCUCCUUCCCAAGUCCAGAUGCUCUGGCCUCUGGUGCCAAAUGGCCCCUGCUGCAGUGUGGGGGGCUGCCCAGAGACGGCCCUGAGCCCCCAUCUCCAGCCAAGACCCACUGCGUAGGGGACUCCCAGAGCUCUGCCUCCCCACCUCCUGCAACCAGCAAAGCCCUGGGCCUGGCAGUGCCCCCGUCACCGCCAUCUGCAGCCACUGCUGCAUCAAAGAAGUUUUCCUGCAAGAUCUGUGCCGAGGCCUUCCCUGGCCGAGCUGAGAUGGAGAGUCACAAGCGGGCCCAUGCUGGGCCUGGUGCCUUCAAGUGCCCUGACUGCCCCUUCAGUGCCUGCCAGUGGCCCGAGGUCCGGGCACACAUGGCACAGCACUCAAGCCUGCGGCCCCACCAGUGUAGCCAGUGCAGCUUUGCCUCCAAGAACAAGAAGGACCUGCGUCGACACAUGCUGACUCACACCAAGGAGAAGCCUUUUGCAUGCCACCUCUGCGGGCAGCGUUUCAACCGUAACGGGCACCUCAAGUUCCACAUCCAGCGGCUGCACAGUCCUGAUGGGAGGAAGUCAGGAACCCCUACAGCCCGGGCCCCUACCCAGACCCCAACCCAGACCAUCAUCCUGAACAGUGAUGACGAAACACUGGCCACCCUGCACACUGCACUCCAGUCCAGUCACGGGGUCCUGGGCCCAGAGCGGCUACAGCAGGCACUGGGCCAGGAACACAUCAUUGUUGCCCAGGAACAGACAGUGACCAAUCAGGAGGAAGCCACCUACAUCCAAGAGAUCACCACGGCAGAUGGCCAGACCGUACAGCACCUGGUGACCUCCGACAACCAGGUGCAGUAUAUCAUCUCCCAGGAUGGUGUCCAGCAUCUGCUCCCCCAGGAAUAUGUUGUGGUCCCUGAGGGCCAUCACAUCCAGGUACAGGAGGGCCAGAUCACACACAUCCAGUAUGAACAAGGAGCCCCGUUCCUUCAGGAGUCCCAGAUCCAGUAUGUGCCUGUGUCCCCAGGCCAGCAGCUUGUCACACAGGCUCAACUUGAGGCUGCAGCACACUCAGCUGUCACAGUGGCUGAUGCUGCCAUGGCCCAAGCCCAGGGCCUGUUUGGCACAGAGGAGGCAGUGCCUGAACACAUUCAACAGCUGCAGCACCAGGGCAUCGAGUACGACGUCAUCACCCUGGCCGAUGACUGAGCCCCAAGGGCCCAACACAGAUCAUGGAUUUGUGGCCAGCCUUCCUGGGGGUAGGGGGCCACCAAGACUCACCUCCCUCUUCAUUUAGGAUCUCCAGAUACUGGAUAGCCAGCAUCCUCUCAUUCCUAGGGAGCCAGACCUGUGCUGUUGGGGUUAGGGGCAGCCAUGGGCCCCAGCCAGGACGUGCUGGGUGCCCCAGCCUGCAGGCAGGCUUUGGGAGAGAAAUUUAUUUUUGUUUGGGUGGACCCACCAGCCUGUCAGUCUCAAUAAAGGGACUGGAGUCCAGUCCUGAACAGC